GCUCGAGAUGCCGUAGAGGGGGCUCAGCUUCUUGCCCAAACCAGGCGUGUGGAUGCAUUUGAGGCCGAGCUUGAUAGAGAACAAAAGAAAGAGGGAUAGGGGGUCCACCGAAACAGCGCAGUUUACUGGUUUACGUGCCAUUGUUAGUGGGCGAAGAUAGGCACAACGACUAGACGCGCUCAGACGCCUAGAAGCACCCAUGCGUGCCGGAAUGAGCAACCGACGGCGAGCAAACGAUACGAAGUAGCACCGGGCCUCCUUAUCUCACGAAGCCCCAUCAAGUCGUCCCUCUCUACUCUUUCCAACAUCCAUUUACGACACCCACUUCCCCCGUUACGCUGUCUUUGCCUUGACCCAUGAAUCCAGGAUAUGCCUCCGGUGGAGCAACGACGGGAAUCGUCACGCAAUAAGGCCCGGGUCAAGCGGGCUAAGACGUAUUCCGGUUGUUGGACUUGCCGUUCACGCAAGGUCAAAUGUGGCGAAGAGAAACCAACAUGCCGGCGGUGCAACUUGGCCUCGCUGGUUUGUCAGGGUUACCACGUGGAGCUCGUAUGGAGUCCCGCCGACGGGGAAGACGGUAGAAACUUAGUUACUCGCCGAACUAUGCUGGAUGGGCACGAAUCUUUCCGACCUAUUCUCAGUUACCGGAGCCUUCAGUCAGCGUUGACCAACAUCGAUGCUUCCAAGGGAGAGACCGAUUUGCAAGUUGGUCCCUUUUCCGUGUUUUCUCUCUCACAGCCGACUCGAGCCAGGGCCAUCGUUUGCGAAGGACCCGUACAGCGUACUGGCAAUGGAAGCGCCAAGGACAUCGAUGAGAAUGAGGUUCUUUCAUCGCCCGAUCCUAGUUGGAUUGAUACGUCGUCUCAAAGUAGCAUCAACGAGGGGGAUGAGAAUUCUUUACUUGGGAAUGCUACCGUUGGGAAUGCUCCAGAUGAGAAUACUCCACAUGAAAAUACCCCACAUGACGACUCAAUCGACGACGUUGUCACAGAUGGCAUGUCAGGCACAACCGCGAUGGCAAGACUGAAGCAAAGAAUCACUCCACACCUCGUUCCGUAUCUCUCAUCAUCCUCGCCCGAAGAACGCCAACUUCUCCAUUAUUGGAUUACGAAUUUAAGCGGAAUGAUGAUCCCGACACCACGUCAAGACAACCCCUUCCAAACCAUAUUCAUCCCACUAGCGCUAUCCGCGGCAGAUGCCGGAGACCCAGCAUCGGGAAAUGCUGCCCUAUUGCAUGCUAUCUAUGCUCUCUCUGCGUUCAAUCGAGCGCAAGUAUCAGCGACCAAAGACCAUUUCCUCUCUGUCGGCACCAAACAUCACCUGAAAAGCCUCGAAUACUUGCGGCGUAAUUUGGUGAGGACUGACGAGAGUCAGAAAGAGGCCCUUUUAGCUGCCAUCAUCGCCAUGUCCUCGAUUGAAGUCAUUCGAGGCACUUCCUCAUCCUGGCGGGUCCAUCUGACUGGCGGGAGAACCUGGCUUGAGGCUAUUCAUGCCCAAGAUUGGGCUGAUAACCACAAUGCCAACACUCUUCGUCAGAUUUUCCUCUGUGUCGAGGCUCUGAACCCAGGAAAUAGGAGAAGGGUAGGAGAUGUAACAAGCUCAGAUGAUACAUUCUCCGAAAGUGGUGCGAUCGAGACAAUGACUGGCCCGGGAUCCAUCAGGUCUGGCUAUAUCCUAGAUAAAAUAUUUGGCAUCACAGAGCCAAUAUUCCACGCUCUGCUCCGCAUCAACCAACUUUCCCGACGUGUUUGUCCAGCGCUAACCGAAGAGUUGGACGAGCUGGAACGUCACAUCCGAUUGAGCGACCCAGACGCCCUAGUAGCAAACGCACAUGACGAAUACGACCAACUCACCCAAAACCAUGCCUGCGCAUUCUACAACGCUUGUUUAAUCCAUUUCCAUCGUACGCUGAAAAGGACCGCUCCGGCAAGGCUUCAACGCCUCGUCCAACGAAGUCUGUACCAUCUAGGCGAGAUCGCCAAACUUGAGACGGACAUGAACGUCUGCGGGCUCCUUUGGCCUCUCUUCAUCACCGCCUGCGAGGUCGAAGGCUCCAGUAAUCUGAGACAAGCGUGUAUUCGCCUAUUUGAGAAGGGAAAGCUUUUCGGUAUCGGCAACAUGUGUUCAGCCGCCGCCAUUGUCCUCGAAGUCUGGCGUCACAGGGACGACGACACGCUGGGUGCGGAUGUUCAUUGGCAAGACGUGAUGGAUGAUCUAGGCGUUGAUAUUCUCCUCACCUGAAAUACUCUAGUCUUGUAUUUCUAAUGCGAUAAUAUACAAUCGUGACUCCAAUCCCGUCACUGGCUGGGCAGCCACAGGUAAAAUGGACAAAGUUGAUCUAUGCUAUAACGCAUGUACUAUGGAAGA
Molecule: messenger RNA, 2367 nt
Organism: Mytilinidion resinicola
Lineage: Eukaryota; Fungi; Ascomycota; Dothideomycetes; Mytilinidiales; Mytilinidiaceae
Exons: 2
Coding region: 370-2241 (623 amino acids)
Biological process (GO): positive regulation of transcription by RNA polymerase II
Cellular component (GO): nucleus
Molecular function (GO): zinc ion binding; transcription cis-regulatory region binding; DNA-binding transcription factor activity, RNA polymerase II-specific
Source: RefSeq, a predicted model, not a curated record